UGUAUCUAUUUUAAAUAUUUCUUUUAGCAAACUGUUAUACACUCAAAGUUGGAAUUUUUGGGGGAAGUGCAGGGAACGCUGAUCCACAACCAAGGUGUCAUAAGUGAGCAGGUUGAAAAACUCAGUCACGAUGUAAGAAAUAAUUAUAAAAAUUUAAAACUUAUAUAUAAACAUGUACCUUAUUUUUUUUGAACAGUACGUUGAUAAAUCUGAAACCCUUGCCCAAAACACUUUGCUCCGCGAAUGCAAGGUCGCGAUAAAAAAAGUAGAGCGAUCAGUCUGCCUAAUGACUGGGGAGUUAAGAGACGACGCCCUUGACGAAGUGGCCAGAAUGCUCCCAAUCAACACCCUUGAAUCGGUAUUGGAGGUUGAGGAAAAACUAAAGGAACCUCACUUCGCGCAAGCAAUGACAACAUAUUGUCAUAAGCUGAAGGGCACAUCUGAGGAGGUCGAUGGAGUCCUUCGGAAUUUGUUUACAGAUACUCUCCUGGAGUCCUUCAAUUGGGAUGGAAGGGGAGAAAGGCAAGCGUUAGCGAAACUGGAUGUUAUAGAAAAAGUAUUGAGAGGUAAAUAAAUUGCAAACAAAA
This is a messenger RNA of Rhagoletis pomonella (apple maggot), 587 nucleotides long. RefSeq lists its product as uncharacterized. Lineage: Eukaryota; Metazoa; Arthropoda; Insecta; Diptera; Tephritidae. Bases 173 to 574 code for a protein of 133 amino acids. The transcript is spliced from 2 exons. The record is from RefSeq and is a predicted model, not a curated record.